AUGGCGCCUCUGAGGCCCUUUCUGAUGCUAACCCUGCUGGCAUGGGUUUCUCUGGCUGACCAAGAGUCAUGCAAGGGCCGCUGCAACCAGGGGUUUGUGGCCAACAAGAAGUGUCAGUGUGAUGAGCUUUGCAGUUACUAUCAGAGCUGCUGUGCUGACUAUGUGGCACAGUGCAAGCCCCAAGUGACUCGGGGGGAUGUGUUUACUAUGCCAGAAGAUGAGUAUUGGUCCUAUGACUACACGGAAGAGACCAAGAAUGGCACCAGCACCCAUGUACAACCGGAAAACACGUCUUUACACCCUGACUUACAGCCUCAAACCUCAGAGCCAACAUCAUUCCUAAAGCCUGAGGAACAGGCUCCUACACUGGAGGCAAGCACCUCAGGGCCUGAAGUGGGCUACCUGGAGGUGACUUCAAGGCCUGACACCACUGCUCAAGGGACCUCUGACUUCCCAGAGGAAGAGCUGUGUAGUGGGAAGCCCUUUGAUGCCUUCACGGACCUCAAGAACGGUUCCCUCUUUGCCUUCCGAGGGCAGUACUGCUAUGAGUUAGAUGAAACAGCAGUGAGGCCUGGGUACCCCAAACUUAUCCGAGAUGUCUGGGGCAUCGAAGGUCCCAUUGAUGCUGCCUUCACUCGAAUCAACUGUCAGGGGAAGACCUACCUUUUCAAGGGCAGUCUGUACUGGCGCUUUGAGGAUGGCGUUUUGGACCCUGGUUAUCCCCGAAACAUCUCUGAAGGCUUCAGUGGCAUACCAGACAAUGUCGAUGCUGCUUUAGCCCUUCCUGCUCACCGCUACAGUGGCCGGGAGAGAGUCUACUUCUUCAAGGGGAAGCAGUACUGGGAGUAUGAAUUCCAGCAGCAGCCCAGCCAGGAGGACUGUGAAGGCAGCUCUCUGUCAGCGGUGUUUGAGCACUUUGCCUUGCUGCAGCGGGACAGCUGGGAGGACAUCUUUGAACUCCUCUUCUGGGGCAGAUCCACUGGCGGCGUCAGAGAACCCCAGUUCAUCAGCCGGGACUGGCAUGGUGUGCCAGGGAAAGUGGACGCUGCUAUGGCUGGCCGCAUCUACAUCUCGGGCUCCACAUCCCACUCUUUCCAGGCCAAAAAGCAGAAGUCUAGGCGACGCAGCCGAAAACGCUACCGCUCACGCCGUGGGCGUGGCCGCAGCCGCAGCCCCAGCAGCAGCCACAGCCUGAAUUCUCGUCGCUCAUCGCGUUCAGUCUGGUUCUCUUUGUUUUCUAGUGAGGAGAGAGGGCUAGGAGACUACAACUAUGAUUAUGAUAUGGACUGGCUCCCCCCUGCCACUUGCGAGCCCAUUCAGAGCGUCUAUUUCUUCUCUGGAGACAAGUACUACCGAGUCAACCUUAAAACACGGCGAGUGGACUCUGUGAACCCUCCCUACCCACGCUCCAUUGCUCAGUAUUGGCUGGGCUGCCCAGCCCCUGAAAAGUAGGA
Molecule: messenger RNA, 1454 nt
Organism: Cricetulus griseus (Chinese hamster)
Lineage: Eukaryota; Metazoa; Chordata; Mammalia; Rodentia; Cricetidae
Source: RefSeq, a predicted model, not a curated record